CUCUUGCUUUGACACGCUGGUGCGGACCAGCGGAAGCGCUCUGUAUGAAAUUGUUGACAUGCUUCUGAAAACGUGUGAAAAUCAAAUUAUGUUAACAACUUCAUUUGUUUGAUAUGCUAAAUUGCCGUAUAUUGUUCAGAACUAGUGGUUAGGACUAGAUAGACUAUUCUGACCGACACGCGGUGGUACAGCUCCUGAAUGAGAAUUGAACACCAAACUAGCUUAACUGCAUUUAGCUAAAUUCCGCAGCUAUGACAUUGAUGAACAAAGAUUCGGCUGUUCUUCAGGGUGCUUUCCUCCUGGCUGAUAAACUGUGUCUCCCCUCAUCCCUAUCCUCCCUUCAGAAAGAUGACUGGAGCAGGGUGGGACAUCCGGUCCUGGAAGCAGUCAGAGAAAUUUGCGGACAGGAUGAACUUGGUGGUCGUCACCCCCCCACAGCGACUGUCAGCUGGAUAAAGAAAUUAGUUUGUGCCGUUUGGCUGAAGGUGCUGUGUAGGGAGGCUGGAACGGACAUAGAGAUGCCCUGGAGGGAGAACCCUUUCUUCGCCCUUCAGAACGGCCUCCCUGAGGUCAACUAUGUUGUCCUGUUUGAAGUGGUGAGGUCGUUGGCAGCUGCUCCGAUAUUUGCCCGGUUCCUCUUGCAUAUUCCUCAAUCUCAGAUCUGUACUGAGCUUGAAAGGUUAGUGCAGCAUGUGAGGAGCAGCCCCACUAGAGAGGAUGAUGGUCAACUUUUCCUGGAGGUGUGGUGGGAACUGUGGAAAGGUCGAGUUGAGCAGAAAGCGGAAGGAGAGGACAGCAUAGAGAAGGAGUUUGCCAGACAAUUUGCUCGCCUCUCGUCUUCCAGUCGGUCUCCUCAGGCUGCCAAGAGGCUCAAGAUAGAUGCAUCAGAUCUACCAGCAUCGUCACCAUCCGCUGAUGUCCUAAACAUUCUCCUUCAUGCACUUAAAGACCUAAAAGACAUCAUAUCUACAACAGACCUUUGCCUCCAGGCCCUCUCCAUUUCUCUAGAUGCUCUAUACACAGCCUUCCUAAUAGACCGAGCAGUUGUACUUCCCGCCAAAGAGAAGAUGCACAUCCUGUCUAAAGUGGUCAGCAUCAGAGAAAAUAAUGAUGAGAAACUGAGUCCUGAACUUAUUCAGGCGGCUCAGAGAGACCUACAUGCAUCUCACACACCAUCGCAGUUUCAACCCAGCAGGAUGAAGCUUGGUGAAGCUUUGAAGAUUAUAACAGAACUUGCUCAGUUUUGGCAAAACAGUGGGCUCCUGGAAGAGUAUGGCAACUCUCAUCCCAGCUACUCAGUAUAUACACUAGAACAAAGUGUCCAGAGAGUCCUGACCGCUCUACAGAAAGUGAAAGUGCCUGAAACUACGACUGAAAUGGACCUUCAAGCAACUCAGAAGAAUAUACUCCGAAGUUUGCUGGAGUCACUAACUUUCCCCGCCACAGAGAGCACCCCUGAGGUGAACGCGAGGGUCACCAUGGUCAUCAUCAAUCACCGCCUGGAGGACUAUCAGAACUUUGCGGUGUUAUUUGCCAGUGAGAAGAGUUGGGCUGCCUGUGAUGAGCUCUGGAUUGAUUGUCUGGCAAACAACCAGGGAGCCUUCCAGCGGCAGGACAUACUGAUCCAACUGACCUCCACCCUCAUGAGUAAACUCCACAGUGAGAGCACCAACGUGAGCCAAUGCAGGAAGCUGAUGAAAAUUGUCGCAGACAUUUUCUCCACACUUUCCUUAGAAGACAAGAACAAAGCUUUGGCUGCCAUGCUGAGACUGUCCAGCAGGGGCUUCUUUGGGUGCUCCGUCGCCUCUGCUGUGACUGACGGGUUCGAACAGGAGCUCAACAUGGCCUUCAACUGCAUCAUCCAAGGAGGUGGUGGAGCGUCAGCAGUGGCAUUGCAGAGCAAUCUGAACACAGCGGUCUCUCUAGUAGCUAGAGUUGCGUUUCAGAACCCGGAAGCGGCUUUGAGGUCUUGUUGUCAUUCAGCUGUUUUCAAUAAAGGUGCUUUCUCUCUUAUGGCCAAGAUCCUGCAGCAGCUGCCUGGACUCAGAGGACAGAGGGGAAUAAAAGACGAAGCUCAAAGAGAUGAAGACGAAAGCAAAAAGGGAGAGAAAAGUACAGAUGAAGGAGAGGAUGCUCCCAGUGGUAGCACUCUACUCUGCAGAUGUCUACAAGAGAUUAUCAAGACCAAAUCAUUGUCACCCAACGAGAAAGAGCAGCUCCUCAGGUGUCUGGGUCUGCUGAUGAUGCCUGUCAUGACUGUUGAGGGAGAAGAAGAAAGAAGGGAAAGCUUUCUGACACCUCAGGAGGUCGUGAACAUCUUCGUCCUGCCUCACCUCUCCACUACAGGUCAGCGCUCCUUUGAUUUAGAGCUGAGUCUACAGCUUCUCCACACGGCUCUGUCUGUGGACAUCCAGGAAGCAACCGGAUCUCCUCACUGGGUGUUGGACUGUUCUCCCUUCCCCCUUCUCUAUGUCCUGGCCCAGCUGCACAACCAGACUCUCAGGUGUUGGGAGCAGUCACCAGAGGGCACUGUCCACCGCUGGUCCAUGGACACCAAGGAGCUGCUGGUGUUGGUGCUGACCACUCUGGGGCGGCUGGUGGGUGCAGAGGUAGCGGCGGCCCCCAGCAGCUGGUCCAGAGCUCUGUUCUGGCUCUACAACAAAAUGGAGGGACUGGACUGGACUGUGCGCUUCCACCUGAAGCCUGUUUGGGGGGAUCACUUUAAAAAUGAGGUUCCUUCAUCUCUGCUGACUGUGUGUGAUCUACCUGAGAAGGAGUGGUCAGGUUUGGAGCUGCCUGUGUAUGGACAGGGCACAGGUCUUCUGGCCUGGAUGGAGUGCUGCUCUAUAUCAGACUCCCUGCAGUCCACCAUGUUAUCCCAUCUCUCUCUGGACCAGCGCCGGGCAGACCACGUCGGCAUGUUCAGCAAAGGCCUGCUGGUGGCUCUGACCCAGACUCUGCCCUGGUGCUCCGUCUGCCAGUGGAGCAGACUGCUGAGAGUCCUGAGGGAGCUCAUCAGCUCGGCUCGCCUCCACGUUCCCUUCUCCCUGGAGUACGUGGACUAUCUGCCCCUCCUGGAUCUGAGGAAGUUUUCAUGUGAGCUCCGCCUGUCCGUCCUCCUGCUGCGAGUCCUUCAGCUGCUCUGCGGGUCCAGCUGCUCCCACUGGCUGUCAGUAGAUGGCUGGGCACACGUCGGCAGGUUAUACGCCCACGCUGUGAGGGAGAUGAUGAACUCAGUAAGAGCCAAGCUGCCUCUUCCUUCAUCUGGUCCUUCGACUGUCUCCACUUCAACGUCUCCUAAAACUCCAGCGCCUAGAGACUCUAAUCCUUCCUGCACUUCCGUCAAAUCUCCUAACGGAGACCUUCAACAAGCAGAAGACUCUCCUCUGAAGUCCAAGGAGUGCCAAAUGGAGGAGGAGGUUCCCUGCCAAGAAGUCCUUUUUGUACUCAGCCAGCUCUUCUGCCAUGUUCAACACAUCCAGGUGAUGAUGCCGGCAGGCCGGUGUGAGCCGUUGUUCCUGUCCAGCCUGGAGAUCCUCAGCCACUAUGAGGCCAUCAUGGCCGCUUUCCCACACAGCAGCAGCCCACUGGAGAGCGACAACACCCGCCACUUCUUCUCCACCAUCACAGACAACCUGGAGAACCAGGAGAUGAAGGCUGUGCUGCAGCAGAAGAUCGCUCAGCUUGUGUCAUCGGCAGCUUGAGACACUUGUUCUCCUUCUGUCGGCUUCUCAAAUUCUCUCUCUGGGUUUGAGCAUGUUUGCUAAUAAAAUAAGGAUAUAUUUUAUGUUCAUGUCACACUGCACUUGGCUAACUUAAGAAGUUAUUAAGGUGAUGGGUUAGGAAUCAGAGUGAAUAAAAAAAUAUUUCACAGCAAAUGUCUUUUUCAAAUAUUAAUUUCUGCCCUGAAAUUGCAUGGUCAGAGGUUCUUGAACAGGUUGUGGUGGCUCAGAUCAAAUGUAUCUGUUAACCUGGAGCUGG
Messenger RNA from Cottoperca gobio, 3981 nucleotides. RefSeq names its product gem (nuclear organelle) associated protein 4 (gene gemin4). Lineage: Eukaryota; Metazoa; Chordata; Actinopteri; Perciformes; Bovichtidae. The transcript has 6 exons. Bases 252 to 3704 code for a protein of 1150 amino acids. Gene Ontology annotation, cellular component: SMN complex. The record is from RefSeq and is a predicted model, not a curated record. Gene Ontology annotation, biological process: rRNA processing; spliceosomal snRNP assembly.